UCCUCAGCCACUCUUCAUUUGUCGGGCUGCUCUGUCUCAGAGCAGGGGAUUGAUGUGUGACGUUCAGCAUUGACUCAUUGAGACACAUAAUCAACCACGAAACCCCACCUCUCUCUCCAUCUGAACCUCAACCUCUCUUUCUGACACAUUAUUGGGAGUCAGUCUACAGAGCUAGAGAUAGCCACAGCAGUGCCAAGCCAUGCGUCCAUCCAACUCUGUGACCUUUGAACCCAGGGUGGAGCGAGGUGUUCCCUGGGGUCGCGACCUCUUUACCUUUGUGACAUCAGCAGCAGGCCACAUGAUGCGGACACUCCAGAGACCAAGGAAGAACAGGCCAUCCAAACGUCAAGUCAACCACCGGCGCUUCCUACACAACAUGAUCCAGAGGAAGUUUGCAGAGAUAGAGGCAGCCAAUCCCCAGCUUGUGUCUGUCCUCUUCUCAACGGAGGUAACGAAUAGCGACACACCUUCCCCAUCACGACAGCCAAUAACCACUGACCAAUCUAACAGCACCUCUAAAGAAGACUCCCCUCCAGCUCCUGUAAGUGCAGAAGCAGACCUUUCCCUUUGUUCACAUGAAACUGAAGCCCUUGCAACAGAACAGAAAGACCCUGGAGCCCAAUGGAGGAGACUCAACCCCAAACAUCUCCAAAUGGAUCAGUCCAACAGCAACACUCCAAGUAAAGGAACAUACCAAAUGACUCAUAAACAGUGGGGCAGAACAGAAAAUCCAACUGACUAUAGAUCAUCCAUAACAUCAGAGAAAACCAUUGUCUUAGAACAAGAGGAGGAACACUUUCACACAGAACCCUUCAGUUGUGAUGUCACUUCAGAGGAGAGCCUUUAUAGCUGGAUAGACAGCAUUAGAGAGAAAUAUGAAACACAACUCAGACACGACUCAAAUUCAAAUAUCACAGCCCCAACUCAAAACCAGAGGGCCCUACCUCUAAACUUGGAUACUUCAACUUUCAACCCAACACCCCUCUCUCCCGGACUCUCCCCUCUGUCCCUAGAUUCCUGUGACUUUGGGGUCCCAACGGUCGCAGACAACUCCGCUUGCUUCCAGUCCCAAAACAAUAUGUCAGACAGUGACACAGUGGAGAGCCAGACAAUGGACAUGUUGAGCCUGUGGGACUCAGAGGUUGAACCACAGAAUGAUGGGGAUCCGCUGGCCCAUCUAGAGACCAUCUGGGGGUAUCCUGGUGAUGAGAGGAGCCUAGGUGAUAAGGCGCACGUUGAUGACAUCAUGUAUCUGAACCAAUCCGAAAGUUUCAUAGAGAAGUUGAUGCUCCACAUCAGCAGCAGCAGGAGUGACGGUAGAUCUGAGAUGGAGCGGAUUGACUGUGAUGGAGGGCAGUAUGAAUACGGAUCUGGAUACGGAUGUUCUAUCGAUCCAGUAACAGCCAUAAGAGACUUCAUUAGUGGCCAGGACAGCUCACAGUGUAUGUUGGAGAGCGCUGUGGGAAGACAAGGUACAGAUAGGCAGUUCACCUGUUUAAAUAUUAACCCAAACCAACUGUCCACCUCUGUAGGCUACCAUUGUGACUUCCCAGACCCCAACAUCCUUCAGAGGUCUUAUCCCCAACAAGAUGGUACCUUCUCAUUGGUGAAUGAUGAUAUAAAUCAAAAUUGUAUUCCCUAUGAGGGAGUGGCCAGAUCCUUCCCGGCCCCAGUUCACACCCCUCAUCCACAUCAGGUUCUGACCCCGCCCCUGGAAGAUGAUUGGCUGUUCACUGAUAUCAUGGGGGCCCAUCAGUGUGAGUAGUGGGUCCCGCUACUGCCCAAAUUCGCUGCAGUGCCACUAAAAAGGGGGAAUGAUACUUUACCUUAUAAAUGAUCUAUUGUGGUUUGACUGUAUUACUGUAUUCACUUCUUUAUGUGUGUAAUGUUAACUUAUUGAUAAAUGGUGAAACGUAAUUAAAUAAGUCAGUGUUAGUCUCUCCUUUCAUUCAAUUACAGUAAAUGUGUACAUGUCACUGAGUGUUCACCAAACCAAUUAACACAUUGAAACACACACAAUGUCAAAACCAACAACAUAUA
Molecule: messenger RNA, 2040 nt
Organism: Oncorhynchus gorbuscha (pink salmon)
Lineage: Eukaryota; Metazoa; Chordata; Actinopteri; Salmoniformes; Salmonidae
Gene: c16h19orf85
Exons: 4
Coding region: 200-1765 (521 amino acids)
Source: RefSeq, a predicted model, not a curated record